GGCCGCCUCCGUCCGGCGGGCUCUGCCUUGGCACAGGCAGGGCACUGACUUGAAGUUCCGUGUGCUCUCAGUCCUAUAGAGACACAGCCCUCUGAAAUUCAUGAACCAACAUGCUUGGCAGAAGACCUAAAAAGAGCACUCAGGCAAAGGGCCAGGGAGCUGCAGUUGCAAAGCAGCUGGGGUUGUUUGUGGAUUUCAAUCCUGAAGAGAUGCUGCUGGGUGCAGAGGAAGGUGAGGAUGAUGGGGACCUUGAAGCAGAGCUUGCUGCUAUCACAGGAGCAAAAGUGAAAGAAGGAAAACCAAAACCAAAGGUGAAAACUCCUCUGCCCAUGGAUCAUAUUGAAAAGAUGGCUGCAGAGUGUAUGAAGGACCUGAAUGAAGAUGAAGAGGAAGAUGCAGAUGAUGAAGACUUGGAGAAAGAUACAGACCUGUUGGCAGAGUUGCAAGAAGUUCUGGGGGAAGAGGGCGAGACAGGAAGCUGUGAGGAUGAAAUAACAGCAACAGAGCCAUCCCCAGCUGAACCAGAAGAUGAACUACCUGAACUGCAGUCACAGACCUCCUCACUUCCUGCUGUUACCAGUGAGCUACAACAGACACUCGAGGGAAGAAUUGCUGACUACAGGACGGCGAUUUCUAACGCCAAGGAGUCGGGGGAGAGUGCCAAAAUACGGCGGUACGAGAGAGGCCUGAAGACACUGGAAACCAUGCUGGCUGCAGUGAAGAAAGGCAAAAAAAUCAGUGAGGAAGAAAUGCCACCUCCUGUUGCAACAGGAAAGAGUUCUUCUAACGUACCUCAAGCCAUGGGAGUGGAGCUGGAGAAUUCAGGAGAUUCACCAGAGAAUAAAGCUGAGUCUGCUGCAGAUGAUGAGCAGAAGGCUUCUCCUGAGGCAAGGGAGCAUUUGGAAUCAGAGUCUCUACAAGGUCGUGCUGCUGCUGAUCCUGCUGUGGGAACAGAUCCCCAGCACAGCAGCACACGAGCAAUCCUACUUAAGAGGCAGAAGGAGUAUAAAUUAGCAGCUCUAAAAGCCAAGCAGCAAGGGGACCUGGAGAAAGCAAAGGAGUACAUGAAGACAGGCAAGAAAUUUAAUGUGGUGUUGGAAGCUUUGGACAGUGGGCAGCCAAUAGACCUCCAGAAUAUGCCUCCAUCUCCUCAGGAUCUUGAAAGCUUAGGACAUGUACAAGAUGCAUCCAAGCAAAAAGUACCACCUCGAGUGGGAAGUUCCCAGGAUCUUGCAACACCUGAACCUCAGACCCAAGAAGCUGCAGAGUCCCUGCAGCAGCCCAAGACGGUGCUGGAAGCGUUGCAGCAGCGGCUGGAGAAGUACAGGGCAGCAGCAGCUCAGGCCAAAGCCAGCGGGGACGAUCGGAAGGGCAGGAUGCACGACAGGAUAGCCAAGCAAUACCAGGAUGCCAUAAGAGCCCAUAAGGCAGGGAGAAAAGUGAAUUAUUCUGAGCUACCUGUUCCUCCUGGAUUUCCUCCACUUCCUGGUGUUGCAGCUACAGAUGGUGGCAGCACAAUUGCUGCUGUCCUGGAGAGUGCCAGCAAGUUGGCCAACAUGGAGGAGAAUGAUGAAGAGGAGGAGAAUGAGCCUCUCCCCCAGGCUCCAGUUUCCAAAAAGCCAACUCAGGUUGUUAAGCCAACUCCAGUUCCAUCUGCUGCAGCUCAGGAGAGCUCUCCAGAGCACCUGAAACGAGCUGCAUCACCCUCCACCCUGGACAAGGCAGAGUCAGUGGAUCAUCUCCCUCCAGCUGUUAGGGACCAGCUGGAAUUUCUGGAGAACAGGAAGAAGCAAUACCUGAAGGCAGCCAUCAAAGCAAAGAGGGAAAACAACCUCGAACAGGCAAAGACGUAUCUCAGAACAGCAAAGGGCCUUGACCUAAGGAUUGAGCAGGCAAAAUCUGGCAAAACUGUUGAUAUUUCCAAGCUGCCAUCACCUCCUACAGAUGAUGAGGGUGAUUUUAUCUUUGUACACCAUGAAGAUGUCAGGCUGUCUCAGAAAGCAGAUGAAGUUUAUGCACAGCUUGUAAAAUUGCUGAAGGACCAACAUGAGAGGUGUUUGCAGUAUUCCAAGCAAUUCAUGCAUCUGGGAAACGUAGCAGAAACAACUCGGUUUGAGAAACUGGCACAAGGUUGUAAAAAGGACAUGGAGAUCCUACAGCUUGCACGAGCACAGGGAAUGGAUCCUCCAAGCCAUCACUUUGAGGAAAGAACCUUUAAAAUGAUAAGGAUAUUUUCUGAUCUGAACAGCACAGAAAUGCAUCUUCUUAUUGUCAGAGGGAUAAACCUACCAGCCCCACCAGGUGUGUCACCAAGAGAUUUGGAUGCAUUUGUGAAGUUUGAAUUUCAGUACCCGAGUGCGGAACAACCUCAAAAGAGUAAAACACCUGUAAUUAACAAUAACAAUUGUCCAGAGUACAACCAGCUGUUCAAGCUGAACAUCAACCGGAACCACCGAGGCUUCCGACGCGCAAUUCGGUCCAAAGGAAUUAAAUUUGAAGUGUUUCACAAAGGGUCCUUUUUCAGAAGUGACAAACAUGUGGGGACAGCACACUUGAAGCUGGACAAGCUGGAAUCAGAAUGUGAAGUUAGAGAGAUCAUCGAGAUUUUUGACGGCAGAAAGCCCACUGGAGGGAAACUGGAGGUAAAAGUGAGACUCAGGGAGCCCCUCAGUGGUCAAGAUCUUCAAACAGUUACAGAAAAUUGGCUGGUCCUUGAGCGUUAGUUCUGUCCGAGAUCCAUGGGAAUGCUGGAAGUCGUGGGCUGAGCGAAGGCAGGAAGAUGCUGCUAAGCUGCAAGCACCAAAGAUGUUAAAUGAAUGCACUACUGAACCUAAUGUCUAUUUUGAUAACAGCCAUAGUGUUUAUUAAUAACUCCAAGGCAAACGGGAGGCUCUGGGAAUGCGCUGCUGCAGGGCUUGGGACCGGUCUACCCAAAAUAGACAGAAUUGCCUUAAUGUGGGACUACUGAUGUAGCACCAGGACGAAUGUUACAUUAACUAUGCAGAGUGCUGUGAGAAGGGUUUAGCCCCUUAAAAAUUCCCUGAGGCAGUGCCAGAGCUUUUUGGUUAAGUCACAGGUAAGACCUUUAUCAGAAUUCCUAUUCCCAAGUGUCUGAGCAGCCGGCAUGGUUCAGUGAACAGUCUGCUACUGCUUUUUCUGUCCUCUCCUAUCCAGGCCUGUUUGGGUUGGGAUCUUUUUUUUUGUUUCCUAAACCAGAGAGCUCUCAGGCACCAGUUCAGGGGUGCCAGUCCCUCCUCUGUGCACACCCUUGGCACGUGAGGUUCCAAGGGCUGUCCCUUUCUGAAGGAAAGGCCCCAGGGCUCGUCAGCAGGUUGGUGUUUACAGACCUCUGUUUUUGUUCUGGCUCCCAGUUGUGUGCUGUGCUUGCUGCACUGCUUGUCCAGCGCAGAAGGGUACUGUGCCUUCAUCCUUUAUGGUGUUGGGGUUUUAAUUUAAAAAAGAAAGAAAAAAGUACACUAGACUCUGCUGCUUCCCAAAUGUUCCUUGUAUUUUUACAAAAAUAGGCUUUUACAAUUCUUCCAGGUGAUGGGGAAAAUAGUCCCUACUUUGUCCUUUAAGAAAACUGGAUCAUGACUUAUUUUCAGGAAUGCUUUUUGAUCAGCAGCAUACAAGAAAGGGUACUAAAUCUGUUUGUGUUUUUAAAUCUCUGUGAGCUAACAGAAACCAGGGAUCUCCAAGGGGAGGAUGUGCCUGUGCCAGGGAUGGGCAAGGUGGGAGACAGAACAGAGUCCAGACAGGUCAGGCAGCUCUGCCUCUGUCUUCCUGAGCAGAUGAAGACAAUACAGUGUUUAGUUUUUAAUUUCAAUAAAUUUAAUAUACAAAACUACAUGUUGAAAAUAAAAAUAUAAUAUGCA
Molecule: messenger RNA, 3875 nt
Organism: Parus major (Great Tit)
Lineage: Eukaryota; Metazoa; Chordata; Aves; Passeriformes; Paridae
Gene: CC2D1B
Product: coiled-coil and C2 domain containing 1B
Exons: 24
Coding region: 111-2723 (870 amino acids)
Biological process (GO): regulation of transcription by RNA polymerase II
Cellular component (GO): nucleus
Molecular function (GO): DNA-binding transcription repressor activity, RNA polymerase II-specific; RNA polymerase II cis-regulatory region sequence-specific DNA binding
Source: RefSeq, a predicted model, not a curated record